Messenger RNA from Schistosoma bovis, 812 nucleotides. The record is from the annotation of a GenBank genome assembly. NCBI's taxonomy places the organism in Eukaryota, Metazoa, Platyhelminthes, Trematoda, Strigeidida, Schistosomatidae.
AAAUUAAUUAAAUUUUCAUUAUUAUUAUUAUUAUUAUUUUAUUAUGAUGAUACAAUCAUCAAUUAAUAUGAAAUUAUCAUCUAUAAAUCGUUCAACUCAAGUGAAUGAAAUAUUAUCAAGUUGUUUAGUUGAUGCUCAAUCAUAUACAUGUCAAUCUAAUGAUAAAUUAAUUCAACAUAAUGAAAUAUUUAAUCAAAUUGAAACUUAUAAAAAUGUCACCUUUAUUGAUUUAGAUGAUAUCCAAUUAACUAAUAAUCAAUUAUUAGAUAAUUUAAUUAAAGAAUCAUUUCUAUGUUCUAUAUGUCGUGGUCUAUUAGUUCGAACUCGUUUAUUAUCAUGUGGUCAUCAAUUUUGUCGUGAAUGUUUAUAUUAUUGGUUUAAAAUACGUAAUACAUGUCCAUUAUGUAGAAAAUAUGUAAAUAGAAAUAUAUCAGCAAUAAAUAUUGAUAAUUUUUUAGAUGAAUUAAUUGAGCAUGGAUCUAAUGAAGCAUUAAAAUAUCAACGUAAACAACGUAAAAUUGAAAAAGCAAGUGAAUUAUUAGAUUAUAAAUUAGAUAUAAAUAAUUCAAGAGAUAUAUUACAUACUGUUACAGAGACUUAUGUUCAAACUACAGCAUAUGUUGAUAGUACACAAAGUAACGUAAUGACAGAUAGAACAACUUACUACUCAAAUAUGAAUGAAUAAAAUUGAUAAAGAAUAGGCAAUAAUCAUUAACAAUUUCACAUAAUUUUUUUUGUUUUAUUUGACAUCAUCUAUGCAUAAUGAAUAAAUAACUACUUAAAUAUGGAUUUAUAAUAAUAAUAAUAAUAAU